Messenger RNA from Solanum pennellii, 1091 nucleotides. Its product is annotated as trafficking protein particle complex subunit 3-like. NCBI's taxonomy places the organism in Eukaryota, Viridiplantae, Streptophyta, Magnoliopsida, Solanales, Solanaceae. The record is from RefSeq and is a predicted model, not a curated record. Bases 120 to 569 code for a protein of 149 amino acids. Gene Ontology annotation, biological process: endoplasmic reticulum to Golgi vesicle-mediated transport; intra-Golgi vesicle-mediated transport. Gene Ontology annotation, cellular component: TRAPP complex; cis-Golgi network membrane; cytosol. The transcript is spliced from 5 exons.
GUGCUUAUUUACUUGUACUUUCUCUACAAUUAAACCAGUAAAAUCCCCAGCACGUAUGCGUUCUCUUCUUAGUUAGCUCAAUAUAGCAAUUAACCGAUCGCAAUAGCAGAGGAACUCUCAUGGCUCCUGUGGUACCCAGAUCCGGAGACGCCAUUUUCGCCAACGUCGAACGAGUGAACGCAGAGCUUUUCACUCUAACGUAUGGAGCAAUCGUGCGCCAACUGCUGACUGAUCUGGAGGAGGUUGAUGAGGUCAAUAAACAGCUCGAUCAAAUGGGUUAUAAUAUAGGAAUCAGGCUCAUAGACGAGUUUCUGGCAAAGUCUAAUGUUUCAAGGUGUGUUGAUUUCAAGGAGACAGCUGAAGUCAUUGCCAAGGUCGGUCUCAAAAUGUUCCUAGGAGUUACUGCAACAGUGACAAAUUGGGAUGUUGAGGGAACAACAUGCAGUCUAAUUUUGGAGGAUAACCCCUUGGUAGACUUCGUUGAGCUCCCUGAUACCUGUCAAGGCCUAUAUUAUUGUAACAUCUUAAGUGGAGUAGUCAGGGGAGCAUUGGAAAUGGAAGGUUUUUAAUUUUAAGCAAAUACGGAAGAACUGCCAUGCUAUUUGAGAGUCAUUAAACAACGUUGGUUCCUGCUCCUUCUGACUUUAUGUUACAGCAUAUUGGUGUUUUCGUCGUAGUUCAUCUUAUUUAUCAUCUGGUCGUUAUUGCAUCCAUGCUACAGUACAUCCCCAUAAAUAUUGAUUUCAUUCUCUUGCUUUGGUACCUGGAAAGAGUCAAGUGGUUAUUUACAUAAUCUGUCAUGGAUAGUUGCAUAGCUCUCUUCUGGAAACUGGUAAUUGUAUUAGUUGAAGAGGGGUUGCUCCUUAAACAAGAUGUGAUUACAAAAAAUUCACUAAGCUUAUACAUGAUUCUCUGUAAAUAGUAUCCAAUCAUCAAUGCUUACUUGGAUAUUAAAGGCGUGCCAAAAGUGUCAAAAAAAAGAAAAAAAAAAGGAUUUCUCUAUAAUCUGUACGUUUUUCAACUCCCUCAAACCCUUUUCUGUAUUUUCCUUUCCAAACCAUCCAAUAAGGGGCCAAAGGUUCCAUUUCCUG